AUGCUCAAGUCUACUUAUACAGCGCCGCCUCCGUUACCACCGGGCUGGACGGAGCAUAGAGCGCCUUCAGGGCACCUGUAUUACUACAAUGCAGAAACGAAGCAGUCUACCUAUACGAGACCCCAAGCGCCCGCGCCUCUGCCUCCAAGGCCUGCGCAGACUCCUUUACACUACACGCCCGACACGCUUCCUCCCUUCUCGACGACACCAUACGGACCGCCAGGAGACUCUUUCCGGUCAGCUCAUCAAGGCUAUGGGCGUGGUGAUUUCCGUGGCGGGAAGAGUUAUCAGGAGCGCAGACAUCGCGAACCCGCGGACCGACCCAAGUCAAAACACCCGAUACCUGGCUGCGCGCCGUGGGUUCUGGUGAAGACGAAGCUUGGGAGGAGAUUCGUGCAUAAUCCCUCAACGAACGAGAGCUUCUGGAAAUUCCCCUCUGAAGUGCUGAAGGGUGUGGUUGAAUACGAUCGCGUGGAGAGAGAGAAGAAGGAAAGACAGGAACGUGGGGAGGUUGAGGAGGAAGGUGAAGAAAAGGCCGCAGAUGAACCUGCAGGUCGUGUGCCGUUGGAAAAACCAAAGCCAACACACCCAUCUGAAGUCCCUGCGAUCGGUGACGGGGAAGACAGUGAUGAAUACGAAGAGGUCGAGGUUACUGAUGACGACGACGCAGAGGAAGAGGACGGACAAGCGACAAAGCGAUUGAGGACCGACGAAGACGACGCAGAUCAACCGCCGCAGCAUGUCGAUUUCACCGAGGAGGACAUCGAGUACCAACUGGCGAACAUGGGCGAGGAGUACGGGCUUGAUCCAGGCGAAUAUGGAGAACCAGGUGAAGAAGGCUGGGAGGAAGGCGCAGAAGGGCUGCCAUUGACAGAAGAAGAUGCAGCGGCUCUGUUCCGUGAUCUUCUCGAUGAUUUCCACAUCAGCCCCUACACAACCUGGGAGAAGAUCGUCGAGGAGGGCCAUAUAAUAGAGGACAGCAGAUACACAGUACUGCCUAACAUGAAAGCUCGCCGCGAGGCAUUCUCCAACUGGAGCCGUGAUCGCGUGAAGCAGCACAAGGAACGAAAGGAAAGAGAAGAAACCAAAGACCCUCGCAUUCGAUAUAUCGGUUUCCUCCAGGAACACGCGACGCCGAAGCUUUAUUGGCCGGAAUUCAAACGCAAGUACCGCAGGGAACCGGAGAUGAAAGACACCAAACUAUCAGACAAGGACCGUGAAAAGUUCUAUCGCGACCAUAUCUCCCGUCUCAAGCUUCCGGAGAGCACUAGAAAAUCCGAUCUUUCUGCCUUGCUCAAGUCUAUUCCGCUACAGUCCUUGAAUCGUUCCUCUGAUCUGGCCGCUCUGCCGCCAGCUAUCCUCACCGAUCUUCGGUACAUCUCUCUCGCGCCCAAGACUCGCGACCCGCUGAUUGAGGCCUACAUUUCCACCUUACCAGCCGCACCAGAGCAGGAUGACAUGACAGCCGAAGAGCAGGAGGCUGUUGUACAGAAGCGAGCCGAGCGAGAACGGCGCGAACGUGCCCUUGUAGAUCGAGAGAAGCGGGUAGAAGAGGAAAAACGCCGGCGAAAAGGCGACCUUUUGCGCGGCAAGCAUCUCCUGAAAGAGGGCGAGGCCGAAAUUGAGGAAGCCAUGAGAGUUCGAAAUGAUGGUCUCCGGAGCUACAUGGAGAUCGACGCACAAAUCAAGGAUUGA
Molecule: messenger RNA, 1695 nt
Organism: Penicilliopsis zonata CBS 506.65
Lineage: Eukaryota; Fungi; Ascomycota; Eurotiomycetes; Eurotiales; Aspergillaceae
Exons: 2
Coding region: 1-1695 (564 amino acids)
Cellular component (GO): nucleus
Molecular function (GO): RNA polymerase binding; transcription coregulator activity
Source: RefSeq, a predicted model, not a curated record